Molecule: messenger RNA, 3154 nt
Organism: Gambusia affinis (western mosquitofish)
Lineage: Eukaryota; Metazoa; Chordata; Actinopteri; Cyprinodontiformes; Poeciliidae
Gene: ecel1
Product: endothelin-converting enzyme-like 1
Exons: 20
Coding region: 553-2925 (790 amino acids)
Biological process (GO): protein processing
Cellular component (GO): plasma membrane
Molecular function (GO): metalloendopeptidase activity
Source: RefSeq, a predicted model, not a curated record
UGUUUUUUUUAAUAAGUCAUGUUUUUAAUUGUUGUGUUAAGUUUUCAUAAAAGUUUGCUUAUUCACUUCAUUAAGGAAGAUGCGAGCCAGCUGCUUCCUCUUCAGUCAAUAUAUCUGAAGUGCUCAAGGCAGAGGAUAAACACUCAAACAGAGCCAGUCCUGGGUAAGUAAAGGUAAAGUAAGCUCUCAGCGGCCGCAGAAAGCGCCGCUGAUCCUGGUGUGUGCCGAUCUCCGGAGGGUCCCGGAUAAUCCAGUUGGACCCUCAGUGGACUGGAUCUUCCUGCUUACCCAUACUAAGCAGAAGUGGGGGGAUUCACAGUCCGUGCGGGGAUUUUUAAUUCACUCAGCGCAGGUGACCUGAAACGGAUUGCAAAGAAGGAGGACUGGAGAACAAAUGGAAGGAGAGCAGAGAGAAAGUGGAUAAGAAAGAGACCAGAAGCAGGACCAGAAGGUUUCCUCCGGCAGCAGAGAAGUCUCUUUCAAUACAGGGCUUUGACUUAAAAAGCAGACAGUGGGCAUUACCAGAAUAAAAAAGUUACUACCAGAUCUGUUAUGAUGGAGAAGACAUACUCCCUAACUGCCCACUACGAUGAGUUCCAGGAAAUCAAAUAUGGCGGUCGCUACAGCAGUGACAUCCUCAGCAAUGGCAUGACCCUUCACCUGGGGGGCAGCCUGGACCGCCAUGUGGUUCGAGGAAGGGGCAACACCUGGUCAAACAGCCGAAACAAAGACCUGAGCAGCAACAGCAGCAGCGGGGGCCUUCCUCGCUGGAGCAGGAGGGAGAAUUGUCUCCUGUCUGCAUUGGUCUUUGCUGCAGGCAUGUGUCUCAUCCUGGGGAGCAUGCUGGCUCUCAAAUACAUUUCAUUUGAUGACGCAGACUGCAGGCAGGACUGCCAACACAAACGCUCCCUUAUGCGGGCAACUCGCUUCGUUCAGGCCAAUAUUGACAUAACCAUACAGCCUUGCCAGGACUUCUAUUCCUUUGCCUGUGGAGGCUGGCUGAGGCGCCAUGGUAUCCCCGAAGACAAGCUCAGCUAUGGCAUCAUCACAGCUAUUGGAGAGCAAAAUGAGGAGAAGCUACAGCAACUCCUUCUGGAGCCAGUUCAGAGACAUGGGCCAGACUCCGCAGAGCGGAAAGUCAAGGAGUUUUAUCGUUCCUGCAUCAACAUCAAGGAUAUUGACAAACUGGGGUCAAAACCCAUGACAGAGGUGUUAGACAGCUGUGGAGGAUGGGACCUGGAGGGAGCUCCUUCGGGCAGCGCCCCCCAGAGGCCGGAUUUUAAUGAGCUGCUCUACAGGACGCAGGGGGUUUUUAGCACUGCUGUUUUCUUCUCCCUCACCGUUAAUGUGGACGAUAAAAACUCCUCCAGGAACGCUAUCAGGAUUGAUCAAGAGGGACUCACUCUGCCAGAGAGAAGCCUCUACCUCGGUCAGGAUGAGGAUAGUGUGAAGAUCCUGGCAGCAUACAAAGCCCUGAUGGAGCGCCUGCUGAGCAUGCUGGGCGCUCACAAUGCCACACAGAAGUCCAAGGAGAUUAUAGAGCUGGAGACCCAACUGGCCAAUAUCACUGUGUCAGAGUACGAUGACCAAAGGAAAGACAUCAGCACAAUGUACAACCGAAUCACCCUUAGGCAGCUGCAGCGAAUCGCACCUAGCCUUCACUGGAAGCGAUUGUUGGACCGAAUUUUCCACGACAACUUCUCUGAAGACGAAGAGAUCGUGGUGCUCGCCACUGAUUACAUACAGAAAGUCUCUGACAUAAUCAAGAACACUUCAAAGAGGGUUCUGCAUAACUACAUGCUGUGGCGCAUUGUGGCCGCGCUAAGUGAGCACCUGUCCACCGCCUUCCGAAGCACCAUCCACGAGUUUUCUCGAGAGAUCGACGGCACCGAGCAGCAGCUGGAGCUGGGCCGGCUCUGCCUCACUCAGGCCAACAAGCACUUCGGCAUGGCUCUGGGGGCGCUGUUUGUCAAGAAGCACUUCUCUUUAGAGAGCAAAGUCAAGGUACAGAAGCUAGUGGAGGACAUAAAACAUGCCCUGGAUCUUCGGCUGCAGGAACUGGACUGGAUGGAUGAGGCCACCAAGGAGGCUGCCAGAGCAAAGCUGAAGCACAUGAUGGUGAUGACAGGAUACCCAGACUUCUUGCUCAAAGAUGAACUCAUUGAUCAGGAAUAUGGGUUUGAUGUGAACAAGAAGACCUACUUCAAGAAUAUCCUCAACAGCAUUAAGUUCAACAUCAAACUGUCUGUCAGGAAAAUACAUGAAGAAGUGGACAAGACAGCGUGGCUUCUCCCCCCGCAGGCUCUUAAUGCCUACUAUCUCCCUAACAAGAAUCAAAUGGUUUUUCCUGCUGGCAUCCUGCAGCCCACCCUCUACAAUCCUGAGUUUCCACAAUCUCUGAACUAUGGAGGAAUAGGAGCUAUCAUUGGCCAUGAGCUGACACACGGUUAUGAUGACUGGGGGGGCCAGUAUGAUCGCUACGGCAACCUCAAACAGUGGUGGACUCAGGAGUCCUACAGAAAGUUCCAGAAAAAGGCUGAAUGCAUUGUCAAGCUCUACGAUAACUUCACUGUAUAUAACCAAAAGGUGAAUGGCCGCCUGACAUUAGGAGAGAACAUAGCUGACAUGGGAGGACUAAAAUUGUCGUACUAUGCAUAUCAAAAAUGGGUGAGGGAUAACGGUCCAGAGAGGCCCCUCCCUAAGCUAAAAUACACCCACGAACAGCUGCUCUUCAUAGCCUUUGCACAGAACUGGUGUAUGAAGAGAAGAUCUCAGUCCAUCUAUCUGCAGCUGCUCACUGACAAGCAUGCACCAGAGCACUGCAGGGUGCUUGGCAGUGUUUCCCAGUUUGAUGAGUUUGCCCGUGUCUUCAACUGUCCCAAGGGUUCUCCGAUGAACCCUGUGGAAAAGUGCUCUGUUUGGUGACCCAGUGACCCUCAAUUUUCAAGAUCCAAACAAAGCUCACCGUUUCUUCAGACACGUCACAUAUUCCCCUAGUUCAUCAGGGAGGAAACAGUGUUCAGACCCCUGUCUAUGGAUCCACAUCAUCAUCACCGUCAGUGACUGAGUACCACUGGUCAAACCAAGCAUGAGCCAUGUGACUGUAGCUUGUGUACAAAUACCAUGUGAUUAUAAAUAUUUUUCUAUGUUUACA